CAAGCUAGCGGGCUGGGUUGUUUCAGGCUAGUCGACAAAUAAUAACAAUGGAGGAAAGAUUAAUUGCAGCGGUAGCUGAUUAUCCUGAGUUGUACAAUUCUACUCUAAACUCGUACAAGGACGCUGAUAGAAAAGCGAAGGCAUGGAGAGCUGUGAGUUUACAAGUUGAAAUACCUGAAGAGGACUGUCGCCGGAAAUGGAAAAGUUUGCGGGAUAUGUUCAUCAAAGACAAACGGUCGGAACAGCGCAGGAGAGCAUCGGGGACCACUCACCGGAGCUGGAAGUAUAGUUGGCAGAUGUCCUUCCUCACACCAUUCAUCCAGUCCCGCUCCUCACAGCCCAGUUUGUCUGUUGAGGACCAAGAAGAUGAGAGGGAUGAAGAGGACAAGGAAGAGGAGCGAACAGUGGAUGGAAACUCUUCCUUUGUUGUCCAUGAGAUUGAAGGAGAGCACAGCAUGCUGGAUGGGUCUACGCAUUAUCCUCCAUCUGGCUCUCAAGGACCCGGUCGCAAGAGGAAAUGGCAGAUGGAAGGGCCAGAGGACUUGGAGGAUGAAAUGUUCCUCUUCAGCUUGCUCCCUUAUUUGAGGAGGCUACCAUAUGCCAAGAAGAGUGCUGUCAAAUUGAAAAUUCACCAGCUGUUGUAUGAAGCAGAAUUUCAAUAAUUUCUAUAAUAGUUCAGUAUUUUUAUAUCUUUUAUUGAUAUUUAAGUAGAAUUCGCUGCAUUUUUAUUAUGGGGAUAUUCCAUGUCAAACCUGAAGAUGAGGUUUUUGGCACCACCCAUCAUAAACCUCAAAGCCACAGGAAUGUGUAAAGGCAUCAUUUGGAUAUUUGUGAAAAAUAUUCAUUGGAAGCAAAGAAAAAUGUAAACUUGCAGCAGACAAAAGCGGCUACUUGGACUUUUAGAUAUCUACUUUCCUUAGGAAAUCCUGUCUCAGUAAUUUGUGUGACCAGACUUAGUUCUGUUGGACAGAGGAAACCAAAACAACCACCAAAUCUUUGUAGUUUUGCAAUCCAUAACAUGACAUAAUCUUGCUAGUAAAUGUUUUAUAGGCCUUAUCUUUUCAAAUUGGUAUAUACAGACAUGAUGGAUGGUUUAUGUUGAUAGCUAAGGUGGUUAUCUAUCUGCUCCUUUUAUUUUGCAUUCAGUUUCUCAUAGAAUUAAUUGAAGUUGUGAUACUAUGUUGAUUCAAGUUAUCAAAUUGUUUUAAUUAGUUAAAAAGGUAGAGAAAUAGUAAUGCCUAAAAACAGAAGUAUCUUAAUGGGAAUAAAGAACUCUGUUUUUAAACAGCCAUCUGUCAUGUUUGUAAAUUGACUACACAAGUGAAAUAUUUCAGGAAUAAAAAAUAUAUUGUGCUAUUCAGUUAAAUAUAUUUUAAGCCGUUGCAGUUGCUGCCCUGCGUUUGUCUAACACUUCUAGAAAUAAGUGUGGUCCAAGUCAGCACAUCUGUGGGAUAGUCAAAGAACAUUGUUAACACAAAAUGUUUCUGGGAUUGUUUCUGUAAUGAACAUCUUUGAACAAAAAACUGUUACAAAUGUUGCUACACUUUUCUUUGCAUUCAACAAGUGCUUUUACAGUGUCUUUGACUGUAUCUUCUAAUGUAGUGGCUCAAUGAUCUGCAGUGGGUGCUAGUGAACCACAGUGACACGGAAUGAGUCUCACAUGUAUCUAUGCUUGUCGAUGUUUGUUUCAUCAGAGGUUUAUUAAAACAAACAUGUCAAAAUGGA
Molecule: messenger RNA, 1725 nt
Organism: Electrophorus electricus (electric eel)
Lineage: Eukaryota; Metazoa; Chordata; Actinopteri; Gymnotiformes; Gymnotidae
Biological process (GO): regulation of transcription by RNA polymerase II
Cellular component (GO): nucleus; transcription regulator complex
Molecular function (GO): DNA binding
Source: RefSeq, a predicted model, not a curated record